AUCACAGAUCUGACGGCUGCAUUCUUUUAUAACCAUGGCAACGCGAGACGGCAUCACGCGUGGCACUGGCUCCUUCACAAACGCCCUUCACGAGAACCCAUACCUGACCAUAGUGAUUCUAGUAGCCGGAGUAGCCGGGGGUCUGGCAUUGGUCAUCGCUGUCAUCUUCUUCUGCAAAUACUGCGUCAAAGGCAAGAGAGGUCUCAACAGAACACCAGCGUUUUUUAAUCGUCUCCCCUCCGAGGUGGAAGCUGAGAGAGCAAGAAGGAGAAGACUGAUUUUAGAAGCAGCAGCACAGAGCAGAACAGAGCAAAAAGCUUUCAUCACAGUCGAUGGAUCACCCGAUAGGUUACUCCGUGAAGAUGGAGCGGCUAACGGAGACGGUGAAACAUCUGAAAAACUCGUCGAAGAUGAAGGAGAAAAUCGUUGGAGCCCACCAGCUUACAUACCCCCUACCUGUACCCUUGGUGAGAUUACAGAGUGCGAUAGUGAGAAUCUAGAGGGUAUGGAAACACCCCGUACACCAUGCUCGAAUCAUACAUCGAGGAGUAGAGAAGUUUCCUUCUCAAUCUCAGACAGAGAUAACAGAUAUUGCGAUCAUAACGGUGACGUAUCGGACAACGCUCAGGUUGUGAUCAGACGUCACGGUGACGUCAGUCCUUUGCAUCCACCUCCCGUCGAUGAGUUUGAGCGUGUAGGUCGAUACCGAGGAAAGUCACCUAGGACUAUGCUCAAUCCAGGAGAGGUUGUCAAGAGCGAAGGAACCAAGACUGGUGACUCCCUUACAGUUCAUGUCCAAGUCCAUAACCAUCCUGUCAAUGAUCAUGCAGCCAAAUCACCCGAUUUCAAGAACAGCAAAGGUGACGUCAGCCAAAUACGACAUAUUGAUGAAAGGCAGAGGAGCCCUAUUAGGGAGGGUGGAGGAAAGAGAGAACGCGACAGAAGCGCAGAUGACAAAGUGCCUAUCAAGGGAGAUCGUUCACCGUCUCGAACGAGACGAAAAGACACACCAGAUACUGAAAGACAUCCGCACCCUCCUCCUGAGCGAAAGGAACCCACCAUGCACGGUCCAAGGGAAGAUGGUAAGAACCAGACCGUGCGAGCGAGUGAAUACAAGGACCUUUGGCAGCUGAGGUCAACGCUCGAGAUGCAGCAUUCGUCUGAAGAAUCAGGAUCGUCUGAGUAUGAUCCAACUGUGAUAGGAGCGACCGUGGAAGAAAAUAUGCUACCUCCUCUCCUGCGGAGUCCAACUCUGGAGGAAGAGAGUAGUGGACAGGAGAAGAGUGAUGGGAAGAGUGGUAUUGAUGAUAGCUUUGAGCAAGCUGUGAGUAGUAUUAGCGCGGAGGAGUCGGACAUAUCUGAGCGAGAUCGGGACAGUGGUGGUUCGGGGAAAGAUGGUCCGAGGAAUCUUCGCAGAAUGCAUGGUGACAGCGGCUAUGCAUCCAUUGAACAAAAGACAGAGACUGAAUGGAAACGACGUCAAAUGUUCGCAGCCAGUGAUCACGAAAGCACGAGCUUUGAAAGUGCACAGACCUUUACCAUGUCAAGUGAUAGUAGUAGUCCGACAGUAGACAAGCCUGUGGUGAAUGCUGUCGUAGGGCGAGCAAGUGAAGACAGCAAGCCCAUGACACUUUCAGCUUUCCUGAAGAAGAAACUGAAACGUCUGGAACUGAAUCCACUGUUACAACUGGGAAAGAGAGUGAUCAAACGUUAA
Strongylocentrotus purpuratus (purple sea urchin) is the source of this 1714-nucleotide messenger RNA. RefSeq lists its product as uncharacterized. The record is from RefSeq and is a predicted model, not a curated record. NCBI's taxonomy places the organism in Eukaryota, Metazoa, Echinodermata, Echinoidea, Camarodonta, Strongylocentrotidae. The coding region runs from base 35 to 1714 and encodes 559 amino acids. The transcript has 7 exons.